AUGACCUCUGGAAACUGGAGCCGCGUGACAGAGUUCCUCAUUCUGGGCUUCCCGCAGUUGCAGGGCGUUCAAGUGUACUUGUUUCUGCUACUACUACUCAUCUACCUCACCACCAUAGCUGGCAACCUGCUCAUUUUCCUGGUGGUCCGCCUGGAUUCCAGGCUGCACACUCCCAUGUACCAUUUUGUCAGCGUGCUCUCAUUGCUUGAGCUUGGCUACACUGCAGCCACCAUUCCCAAGAUGUUGGCCAACCUGCUCAGUGAGAGAAAAACCAUCUCCUUCUCAGGCUGCCUCCUGCAGAUCUACUUCUUCCACUCACUAGGUGCCACUGAGUGCUACCUGCUCACCGCCAUGGCCUAUGACCGCUACCUGGCCAUCUGCAGGCCCUUGCACUACCCCACACUCAUGACAGCAGAGCGCUGUGCCAGAAUUGCUGCCUGCUGCUGGCUAGGAGGCCUGGCAGGACCGGUGGUGGAAAUCUCCCUGGUGUCCCGCCUCCCUUUCUGUGGCCCCAACCGCAUCCACCACAUCUUCUGCGACUUCCCUCCUGUGCUGAGUCUGGCCUGCACUGACACAUCUAUCAAUGUGUUGGUGGACUUCGUGGUUAACUCCUGCAAGAUUCUGGCAACGUUCCUGCUGAUCCUGAGCUCUUAUGCACACAUCUUGCGCACAGUGCUGCGAAUGCCAUCGGCAGCUGGCCGUCGCAAGGCCUUCUCCACCUGCGCCUCUCACUUAACUGUAGUCUUCAUCUUCUACUCGAGCAUCCUCUUCAUGUACGUGCGCCUCAAGAAGAGCUACUCGCUGGACUAUGACCGUGCGCUGGCCGUGGUCUACUCUGUACUCACACCCUUCCUUAAUCCUUUCAUCUAUAGCCUGCGCAAUAAGGAGCUCAAGGAGGCUGUGAAGCGGCAAUUCAGGAGGAUGUGGGUGUCCAACUGA
Suncus etruscus (white-toothed pygmy shrew) is the source of this 939-nucleotide messenger RNA. Its product is annotated as olfactory receptor 6N1. Gene Ontology annotation, biological process: G protein-coupled receptor signaling pathway. The record is from RefSeq and is a predicted model, not a curated record. Lineage: Eukaryota; Metazoa; Chordata; Mammalia; Eulipotyphla; Soricidae. Gene Ontology annotation, molecular function: G protein-coupled receptor activity; olfactory receptor activity. The transcript has a single exon. Bases 1 to 939 code for a protein of 312 amino acids. Gene Ontology annotation, cellular component: membrane.